UCAUCAUCUGAACUAUUACCUAAAGCAUCAUGCAGUCACCCGGGAAAUCUCUGAAGGAAGCUCUGCUCUGCGCUCAGGCUGAGGAGCGACUCACUGUUGGAGUCUACGAAAGCGCUAAGAUCAUGACUGAGGAUCCAGACAGCGUGUCUUUCUGCGUCCUGGCCACCGACCAUGAGUUUGACAUCGCUCUGCAGAUCCACUUCACCCUCAUCCAGUCCUUCUGCUUUGACAACGACAUCAGCAUCGUGAGAGUGAGCGACAUGCAGCGUCUGGCUGAGAUCGUUGGAGACAAGGCGGAGCAGCUUGAAGAUGCCCACUGCGUCCUCAUCACGAACCCAGCUGAAGGGUCUUGGGAGGACCCUGCUCUGGCGAAGCUGCACCUGUUCUGUGAGGAGAGCCGCAGUCUCAACGACUGGGUUCCUGAGAUCAGCCUCCCCGGGCGCUGAUCGGGCCUCGGCUCCUCUCUAUGCUCAGAUGCUGUUAAAGCUUCUCAUCUAGGAAUACUCAUCCUGACGGAUGACCCUGUUUCUGCUCAUCCCUGGAUACUCCUGAGGAGGAUUUCCGUCCAGGCAGCACGGCGCCGGCCCAAGGUGGCCCCCCGUGAACCGUCGCCUCUUGUCCCGUCCAUGCCAAGAUGACUCUCCUUCUUUAUGUGAAUGAGAGUCCGGUAUGCCACAAGAGCGACGCAUCGACCCUCAUUCUUUGUGUG
Molecule: messenger RNA, 709 nt
Organism: Notothenia coriiceps (black rockcod)
Lineage: Eukaryota; Metazoa; Chordata; Actinopteri; Perciformes; Nototheniidae
Product: growth arrest and DNA damage-inducible protein GADD45 gamma-like
Exons: 3
Coding region: 30-446 (138 amino acids)
Biological process (GO): regulation of cell cycle
Cellular component (GO): cytoplasm; nucleus
Source: RefSeq, a predicted model, not a curated record